Messenger RNA from Perca fluviatilis (European perch), 2126 nucleotides. RefSeq lists its product as uncharacterized. NCBI's taxonomy places the organism in Eukaryota, Metazoa, Chordata, Actinopteri, Perciformes, Percidae. The transcript has 4 exons. The coding region runs from base 68 to 922 and encodes 284 amino acids. The record is from RefSeq and is a predicted model, not a curated record.
AGUACACCCAGGAGGAUGAGGCAGGUCUAAUCUUUUCAGUUAUGGAGUGUAGAACAAAAAUGACAGCAUGUCUCUUUCUUUUUAUCCGAUAUGUUUAUGGACUACUCCUGGGACUUCGUGCUUAGCUUCACUUUUUCACUUUGGACUUAUACUGCACUCUUUCUUCAGUACCGUUAUAGCGGUCGGCACGGGCGGUGAAGAUCGGCCUCGGUUGAUCGGGUCACUUCAGCCAAUCGUGGCCCCUCUGGGUGGUGAUGUCAUCCUGCCGUGUCACGUGGAGCCUCAGCUCAACGUGGAGGAGCUGACGGUGAAUUGGUGGAGGCCGGACAUCCCGCUGGACCCUAGAGAUCCACAGAGCAACUACCGGUAUGUCCACCGUUACCAUGACAAACACCACGAGGAGGACAUGAAGAAGCCAGCGUACGCCGGGAGGACGGAGAUGUUCACAGACGGCCUGAAACACGGAAACAUCUCGCUAAAGAUCAGCAACGUGGAGCAGUCUGACCAAGGGAGAUACAGAUGCCAAAUCCCACAGUUGGCAAGGGCUUCAGUUAUUAUGCUUCAUGUUGAACCGCGCUCUGUUGAAACCUGGACGACAAAGACGCCGCUGCAUCCCCAUAAUCUCCAAAGUCGAGGUCCAAACAACGAGACCGAUGUUAAAGGUGGUCGACGCUAUCUGAGCGUACCGAUCCUGGGUCUGUUUGCCUGUAUCUUACUGAUCCUGGCUGUGUUACUUAAACAAAGGUAUCAAAACACAACCACAACCAGCAGGCCACACCAAUCAGAAUCCGGGGGAAAUCUACUGGCUGUUAGGACCCAGGUCGUGGUUGAGGUGUGUGACGGCUGCGACUGUUCGUUCAAAACAACAAAGGCGGACGGUAAUAGACUGAUGGUUCGUCCAAUCACCUGCCAGGUGCCCUGACCUUGUCCAAACUGUUACAAUGACGGCUUCUCAGACGGAUCGGUGUAAUAAACCAUCUGGCUUGUUAGUUGAGAUUCGGUGUGUCCCAAAGCCUGAUCAGCACGGUGCAGGUUUGGGUGUGAGGGCCUGUUGGCACACACUAGCAUUAGAGAGACAUUUUAUAACUUUGAUUGUUACAAGUGGAUUUUCUUACUGACGUCUUUUUGAACACUGUCCUCUGACUCUCCAGUCACUCCAGUCGCUGGUGGACUGGCAUACUUGCCUUUUAACUUACCAGUUAACACUAGCUAGCUAUCUCGGUUGGCAGAUCGCUGAACAAGAAAUUUCUAGGUGACCAAAUGUUCCAGUUAACUUUAAAGUGAAAACACAGUGAGAAGGUCAAAGUUUAAGAUAAACACGAACAACACCCAAGAACAAAUUCAGGUCUAUUUUAAUGUGCACAGUGUUAGCAUGGUUAGCAUUGUUAAGCCUGUGGUAUGAUUGACAGGCCAGCGCAUAGCCACGCCCCUAAAGAGUCCCCUUCUUGAUCGUCUUUUAAGAUAAACGAAAUCAUAAUUUACAAAAUGAACAUCAUGCUGUAUUGAAGAAGACUUGAAAGUACAACUCGUUUGCGUCUGUCUUGCUCAAACUACUGUCCUUUCUAAAUGAAUAUCAGUUGUUUCUGAUUUUCUUUUUAGUUUUAUGUUCUUUACAGUUGUAACAUUAACCAUGAAGUAUUUUUUUAAACAGAAAAUUAGCUGGUAUAGAGGAUUUUAAAAUGAUCAGCUGGUUGUAUUGCCGUAUUUAGUGCCUUGAUCCAAAGUGACUUCCAAUAAGUGCAUUCAACCAUGAAGGUACAAACUCAGGAAAACUGCAAGAAUCACAUAGAAGAACAUUAGCUUCAAAUCAGCCAAAGUACAAAGUGCCACACAUUUUUAUAACCAUCAUCUUCUUAGCCAAAGUACAUUUGGAAGAGAUGUGUUUUUAGGUAGGUGUGUAGACUUUCUGCUGCUUGUACUGGACAUUAUAUUAAUGACAGUAUCAGGACUGUUUUCAUGCAUGUAGCCACUGAUACAUGUAAGUCAUACACAUUCCACAGUCUGCAUGGCGGAGGCCCAUUAGUGGUGUCUCUGUGUGUUGUGCUGCCAUCUUGAGGACAAAGUUUGACAAGUCUUUAAACCAAUGUUACAGUAUCAGAGUAAUCGGGACACACUUUUUUUUUUUU